This is a messenger RNA of Helianthus annuus (common sunflower), 1781 nucleotides long. RefSeq names its product cytochrome P450 78A5. The record is from RefSeq and is a predicted model, not a curated record. Gene Ontology annotation, molecular function: monooxygenase activity; oxidoreductase activity, acting on paired donors, with incorporation or reduction of molecular oxygen; iron ion binding. NCBI's taxonomy places the organism in Eukaryota, Viridiplantae, Streptophyta, Magnoliopsida, Asterales, Asteraceae. The transcript is spliced from 2 exons. Bases 42 to 1583 code for a protein of 513 amino acids.
CUCACUCAAACUCAACUUCAUUUGUUAUCUCUCUAUCAGUCAUGUCUUCAUCUCCCGUUUGCUUUCCGACCACCACUGAAACUUCUUCAGUCCUCACCUUCAAUCUCUUUCUAUGCGUCGUCGUUUUCGUCUCCAUCUUCGCUUUUCUCCUCGCUCCCGGUGGUCUCGCAUGGGCCCUCUCUAAACCCCGGCCCAAAACCGCCAUCCCGGGCCCUUCCGGCAUCCCCUUAUUGGGCCUCCUGUUCGCUUUCACCUCUUCGUUAACACACCGAACCCUUGCUAAACUUUCUACUGCUUUUAAUGCUAAGCCUCUCAUGGCUUUCUCUGUCGGGUUGACCCGGUUUGUUAUUUCAAGCAGCCCGGAUACCGCUAAGGAGAUUCUCAACAGCUCCGAUUUUGCGGACCGGCCCAUUAAAGAAUCUGCUUAUGAACUGUUGUUUCACCGGGCUAUGGGGUUUGCACCCUAUGGUGACUACUGGAGGAGUUUGAGGAGAAUCUCGGCGACCCAUUUGUUUAGCCCGAAACGGGUUGCUGGGUUUGGGGUGUUUCGUGAAACUAUUGGGUUGAAAAUGGUGGGUCAGGUUUUGUCCACCAUGGAACAAAACGGUGUCGUGGAGGUUAAAAAGAUUCUUCACUUUGGUUCCUUAAACAAUGUCAUGAUGUCUGUGUUUGGAAGGUUGUAUGAUUUUGGUGAAAAUGGUGGUGAGGGGUGUGAGCUUGAGGAACUUGUGAGUGAAGGUUAUGAGUUGUUGGGGAUAUUUAACUGGAGUGACCAUUUUCCGGUUGUUAGUUGGUUUGAUUUGCAAGGUGUCAGGAAGAGGUGUAGGAAGUUGGUGUCUAAGGUUAAUGUUUUUGUUAAAGAGAUUAUCAUGCAACACCGAGAAAAAAGGGCUAGCGGUGCACCUUCGUCGGGUGAUUUCGUUGAUGUUUUGCUUGACUUGGAGUCGGAAAAUAAGUUUAGUGAUGGUGACAUGAUUGCUGUUCUUUGGGAAAUGAUUUUUAGGGGAACUGACACUGUGGCAAUCCUGUUGGAGUGGAUUCUUGCACGAAUGGUGUUACAUCCAGAUAUCCAAGCCAAGGCCCAAUCCGAGAUUGACCGGGUAACUGGAGGCCGGCCCGUAACCGAUUCAGACCUCGACAACCUUCCUUACCUUCAAGCAAUUGUAAAAGAGACCUUACGCAUGCACCCACCGGGCCCGCUUUUGUCUUGGGCUCGACUAGCAACCCAAGACACCGUGGUGGGCCCGCAUAUGGUUCCAGCCGGAACCACUGCUAUGGUGAACAUGUGGGCCAUAACCCAUGAUGAGCGUGUUUGGUCCGAACCCAGUCGGUUCAAUCCUGACCGGUUCUUGACCGAGGAGGUUGCGAUAAUGGGUUCGGACCUGAGGUUGGCUCCGUUUGGUGCUGGGAGGAGGGUGUGCCCGGGGAAAGCACUGGGCAUAACUACGGUUCAUCUGUGGUUGGCUCAAAUGUUGCAGAAGUUCAAAUGGGUCGAAGCGGGUUCGGUUGAUUUGUCCGAGUGUUUGAAGCUGUCUUUGGAGAUGAAGAAGCCGUUGGUGUGCAGGGCUGUUGGCAGGGCUUGAUGUGGUUAUUGUUAAGUGUUGCAUGAAUAUUAAGUACGUGUAGUUAAUACGAUAUUAGUAGUAUUAAGUGUGUGGUUUGGGGACUCUUAAGAAGUUGGGUAACAUAACAUGGGCUUCUUGCAUAGAGGCCAUUUGGUUUUGUGACGUAUGAAUGUAUGGCCUCUAUAAUAUAAUUAAUAUUUAUGUGGUUACGUGAUU